Molecule: messenger RNA, 6559 nt
Organism: Suncus etruscus (white-toothed pygmy shrew)
Lineage: Eukaryota; Metazoa; Chordata; Mammalia; Eulipotyphla; Soricidae
Gene: SETD1B
Product: SET domain containing 1B, histone lysine methyltransferase
Cellular component (GO): Set1C/COMPASS complex
Molecular function (GO): RNA binding; histone H3K4 methyltransferase activity; protein binding
Source: RefSeq, a predicted model, not a curated record
AUGGCUAGCCCGGCUGCCAGUGGGCCUGGCCGGCCUCUGCCCGGCUCCUCUGCCGCUCCGGCCCCUCUGGCGGGGAGGAGGCGGCGGCCCGGGCCCGGGAGGAAGCUGCAGCCCCGAAACCUCGAUUGCAAGCGACUCGGCCUUGCAGCCACACAGCAGCAGCAGCAGCGAGGGAAAGGCCCCAAGCCCCAGCCCCAGCCAGGCCGCCCACCGUGCCGCCUGCGUCCCCCUCGGCCCAGGCGGCUGGGCAGCGGCACGUCGGGGCGCCAGGGCAGGGGCCGCGAUGGCCAGGUCGGGGCGCCCGGGCUGAGGGCGCGGGAGGCCGACGCGGGCAGAGGCAGAGGCAGAGACCCCCCUGGGCCGCAGCCCAGCCAUGUCCCCCAGCCGGCGCGGCCCGCCCUGCCUGCCCCCGGCCCCCCGGCCCACCUGGGCUCCGCCGCCAGCCGCCUCCUCCCGGCCAGCAGCAGCGGCAGCGGCAGGAGCAGCAGCCCCGGCCCCGGCCGCCCCGGCCCCGGCUCCCGCGGGGGACACCAUGUACUGGCUGGCGGCGCGGGGAGGCCGGCGCCCGGCGGGGAUGUUGGGCUAACGGCAUGGAGGACACCCCCCCCCCACCCCCACCAGCAGCCGCCCCCGCCGCAGCCCGGCCCCUCGGGCGAGAGGAGGAACCACCACUGGAGGAGUUACAAGUUGAUGAUCGACCCGGCCCUCAAGAAGGGCCACCACAAGCUGUACCGCUACGAUGGGCAGCACUUCAGCCUGGCGAUGUCCAGCAACCGCCCCGUGGAGAUCGUGGAGGAUCCGCGGGUCGUGGGCAUCUGGACCAAAAACAAGGAGCUGGAGCUGUCGGUGCCCAAAUUCAAGAUCGACGAGUUCUACGUGGGCCCGGUGCCUCCGAAGCAGGUGACAUUUGCCAAGCUCAACGACAACGUCCGCGAGAACUUCCUGAGGGACAUGUGCAAGAAGUAUGGGGAGGUGGAAGAGGUGGAGAUUCUCUACAACCCCAAGACCAAGAAGCACCUGGGCAUCGCCAAGGUGGUGUUCGCCACGGUGCGGGGGGCCAAGGAGGCCGUGCAGCACUUGCACAGCACCUCUGUCAUGGGCAACAUUAUCCACGUGGAACUGGACACCAAAGGGGAGACACGUAUGCGGUUCUAUGAGCUGCUGGUCACCGGCCGCUAUACGCCCCAGACCCUCCCGGUGGGUGAGCUGGAUGCUGUGUCCCCCCUUGUGAACGAGACCUUGCAGCUCUCCGAUGCUCUCAAGCGCCUCAAGGACGGGGGCCUUAUCUACAGGCGGGUGGGCUCAGGCUCGUCUGCUGUCAACCCCCACCAGCGGGGGGGACGCCCUUCUACCAGGACACGGGCCUACUCCAGCCGCCGCUUGGACACCCCAACUCCUUACGGACAGGGCACCCCGCUCUCAUACGCGCCUGGGCACCACCCUUCUCCCAGGAGUUCCAGCUACUCCAGCAGGCAGCCCACACCCUCCUACCUCUUCGGCCAAGACCCCUCCAACACCUUCAAGGCCCGGCGCCACGAGAGCAAGUUCACGGAAGCUUACAACCGCCGCCAUGAGCAUCACUACGUGCUGGCUCCUCGGGGGGGCGUUCCGGCCAGGGGCAGGGGCCUCGGGUGGCCUACCGGGGUCCUGGGGACCUCCCAUUCGGGGCGGUCAGCUGCAGGCGGGGCGCCCCGUUCAAAGACCCAGCCACCAGACUCGGCCACUUCGCCACACCCCGCCACCGGCCCCUGUGCCCCAGCCACUGGCGUGCCCUUCAAGUCGGCCUUCUCGCCACAAUACCAGACUCCCGUGCCGCCCUACCCUCCGCCCCCCCGAGAGCCCUCCCUACCCCGACCUUUGGGUCCGGGACAGCGGGGGAGGUUCCGCAGAGCCCCGGCUCCCCCACCGCUGCCCCCGGCUGAGCCGCUAGCUACGGAGAAAGCCGGGGAACACCCCCGGGCCCCCCACCGUUGCCACCCGAGGGCCAACUGCAUGGAGCUGGGCGGCCGGCACCACCUUUGGCUGGAGCCCCGGAAGCCCUGCGACAGCCCUGGCACGCCCACUCUCGAGUCCUCCUCUCCUGGGCCCGAGAAGGCGCACGACAGCCUGGACUCGCGCAUCGAGAUGCUGCUCAAGGAGCAGCGCACCAAGCUGCCCUUCCUCCGGGAGCACGACUCGGACCCUGAGUUGCGCAUGGAGGGGAGCCCCAUCUCCUCCUCAUCUCUCCAGCUCUCCCCGCUCGCCCCCUUCGGCGCCAACGUGGCCCAGCCCGGCUUCCGUGGGCUCUCGCCACCCUCGUCGCGCCCGUCCAGCACCGGCCUGGAGGGACAUCAGCCCCCACCGAGACCUGGGCCGGCCCGGACCCUGCCGGGUGUUCUGGGUCAGGCGGCAGAGGUGGCCUUGGACCUGGCCAGAGACAGGACCCCAACCUCUGAGAAGAUGGAUGAGGGCCAGCAGUCCUCGGGCGAAGACAUGGAGAUCUCAGACGAUGAGAUGCCAUCAGCCCCCAUCACCAGCGCUGACUGCCCCAAGCCCAUGGUGGUGACCCCGGGGGCUGGGUCCGUGACUGCCCAAUCUGUGCUGGCCGCGACCCUACCGCUGCCACCUCCGCCGGGAUUCCCGCCCCUGCCGCCACCACCGCCUCCGCCACCACCGCAGCCAGGCUUCCCUAUGCCACCCCCUCUGCCACCGCCGCCGCCGCCACCACCCCCGGCUCACCCGGCUGUGACUGUGCCCCCACCGCCCUUGCCAGCACCUCCGGGCGUCCCGCCACCGCCCAUCCUGCCACCGCUGCCGCCGUUCCCCCCAGGCCUGUUCCCCGUCAUGCAAGUGGACAUGAGCCAUGUGCUGGGAGGCCAGUGGGGGGGGAUGCCCAUGUCCUUCCAGAUGCAAACACAGAUGCUCAGCCGGCUGAUGACGGGCCACGGUGCCUGUCCCUAUCCCCCUUUCAUGGCGGCUGGGCUUCAAUUUGUCAACCUGCCCCCCUACCGCGGCCCCUUCAGCUUGAGCAAUGCGGCCGGCCCUAGCCGUGGCCAGCCCUGGCCCCCCCUGCCCAAGUUCGACCCAUCUGUGCCACCGCCGGGCUACGUCCCACGGCAGGAGGAUCCCCACAAGGCCACGGUGGACGGGGUCCUGCUGGUGGUGCUCAAGGAGCUGAAGGCCAUCAUGAAGCGUGACCUGAACCGCAAGAUGGUGGAGGUGGUGGCCUUCCGGGCCUUCGACGAGUGGUGGGCCAAGAAGGAGCGUUCAGCAAAGGCCUCGCUGACUCCGGUGAAGUCGGGUGACCACAAGGACGAGGACAGGCCGAAGCCCAAGGACCGCCUCGCCUCGAGCCUGCUGGAAUCCUGGGGCAAGGGUGAGGGCUUAGGCUACGAGGGCCUGGGCCUGGGCAUCGGCCUGCGGGGUGCCAUCCGCCUGCCCUCCUUCAAAGUCAAGAGGAAGGAACCUCCUGACUCGGCCUCGGCUGGUGACCAGAAACGCCUACGGCCCUCUACCUCAGUGGAUGAGGAAGAUGAAGAGUCGGAGCGUGAGCGGGACCGGGACGUGGCUGACCCCCCUGGCGAGCUGGCCAAGCGUGACCCCAAGAGCAUGGUCCGGCGACGGCCCGCUCGGCCCCUGGAGCUGGACAGCGGCGGGGAGGAAGAUGAGAAGGAGUCUCUGUCCGUGUCCUCGGCCUCCUCGGCGUCCUCGUCCUCUAGCUCAUCCUCGGCCUCCCCCUCGUCCUCGGCCUCCGACAAGGAGGAGCGAGGAAGCACCGAGGAGGAGGAGGAGGAGGAAGAGGAAGAGGAGGCUGUGGAAGAGGAAGAAGAGGAGGAGGAGGAGAGGAGUGCCAGGAGUAAGAGCUCCACCUCUUCCACAUCAGACAAGGACGAAGACGAAGACAGCGACGAUGACCAAGCCGAGUCUGAGCACGAGGACCAGGACAUAGCCAUAAUGGAGGCGACCGAGAAGGGAGAUGGGACCUCAGCUGGAGAAGAGGCACUGAGUGUCAUCAGCUCCAAGACUGGCGCCAGCUCCUCCAGCGAAAGCUCCGACACGUCCGAGUAUGAGUCCAGUUCCGAGUCGUCGUCGUCCUCGUCAUCUGAGGAUGAAGAGGAGCUGGACAUGGUGGAAGAGGCCGAGGCAGAGAAGGAAGAGGAGGAGGAGGAGGAGGAGGAAGCCGUGGAGGAGGAAGAAGUGGAGGAGGAGGAAGAGGAGGAGGAGGAGGAGGAGAGCAAGGCCCCCACUGCUCCCCGGGAGGACGUUGAGGACAUGGCCGUGGUGGGGGCCCCAGUGCUGGAGCCUGGGGAUGCGAAGGAGGAGGAGGAAGAAGAGGAGGAGGAGGUGGACAUUGAGGUGGAGGACGGAGUCCCUGAGGGCCAGAGCCCCAGGCUGGAGGAGCCCCCGAUGCCCCCAGGCACCAAAGAGGUGGCUGGGUACCAGGAGCCCCCUUCGGAGCUGGGCCUGAGCCAAGAGGGAACUAGGCUAAGGACCCCCGAGCCCCCACCCAAAGAGAUGGAGGCCCAGCCCACCCUGUCUCCGGAGCCCACUCCAGAGAUUGUCCUGGAAGUCGUGCCCGAACCUCCUGUGCUGUGCUCCGGAUCCCUGCAGCCACCGCUGCCACCCCUCCGGCCGCCCAGCCCCCCGCCAGAGCCUGAGACCCCAGAGCCCCCUCCCGUCCCAUUGGAUCUUCCCCCCGAUGACCAGCCCCCGAGGACUCCUGGCCUACUGGCCAAGUCGCAGAGCACGGAGACAGUACCUGCGACACCCGGUGGGGACCCCCCACUGUCGGGGGGCAGCAGCGGCCUGUCCCUGAGCUCCCCCCAGGUGCCUGGCAGCCCCUUCUCCUACCCUGCCCCAUCACCCAGCUUAAGCAGCGGGGGCCUCCCCAGGACUCCAGGCCGGGACUUCAGCUUCACGCCCACCUUCCCCGAGCCUGGAGGCCCCCUGCUCCUGCCCGUGUGCCCCCUCCCGGCAGGCCGGCGGGACGAGCGUGCUGGGCCGCUGGCUUCUCCCGUGCUCCUGGAUGCCGGCCUGCCCCUGCCUCUACCCCUGCCCCUGCCUCUGCCCCUGGCACUGCCAGUCCUGCGGGCUCCGACUCGGCCCCCGGGCCAGCUGCCCCCGCUGCUGCCUGCCUCCCUGGCUCCCUGCCCACCCCCCAUGAAGAGGAAGCCGGGCCGGCCUCGGCGAUCACCACCCGCUGGCCUGUCCUUGGAUGGGUCCCUGGUACGGCCACCUGGGGGCACUGCCCUGGGCCGGGACCUCCUGCUCCUGCCAGGCCAGCCUCAGGCUCCAGUCUUCCCCAGCACCCACGACCCUCGGACAGUUACCUUGGACUUCCGGAACACGGGGAUCCCCGCCCCCCCGCUGCCCUUGCCCCCCCAGCCCCCGCCGCCCCCGCUGCCUCCCCUGGCACCGACCACCAAGCUGCCCUUCAAGGAACUGGAGAACCAGUGGCCAUCCGAGGCCAUCCCGCCUGGGCCCCGAGGACGGGACGAGACCACCGAGGAGCUGCUGGAACUGGCCAAGGGGCGGCCUGCUCGGCCCCUCAAGAAGCGGCCCGAGGACCUGGCCGUGGCCCCCGCCUCGCCCGAGCUCUCGCCACCGCAGCCCUUGUUCCGGCCGCGCACGGAGUUCGAGGAGAUGACCAUCCUCUACGACAUCUGGAAUGGUGGCAUCGACGACGAGGACAUCCGCUUUCUGUGCGUCACCUACGAGCGCCUGUUGCAGCAGGACAACGGCAUGGACUGGCUCAACGACACGCUCUGGGUGUACCACCCCUCCACCAGCCUUUCCUCGGCUAAGAGGAAGAAGCGGGAGGACGGCAUCAGGGAGCACGUGACGGGCUGUGCCCGCAGCGAGGGUUUCUAUACCAUCGACAAGAAGGAUAAGCUCAGGUACCUCAACAGCAGCCGCGCCAGCACCGAAGAGCCCCCUGCAGAUACCCAGGGCAUGAGCAUCCCUGCACAGCCCCAUGCGUCUACGCGGGCCGGGUCUGAGAGGCGCUCGGAGCAGCGCCGCCUGCUGUCCUCCUUCACUGGCAGCUGUGACAGCGACCUGCUCAAGUUCAACCAGCUCAAGUUCCGCAAGAAAAAGCUCAAGUUCUGCAAAAGCCACAUCCACGACUGGGGCCUGUUCGCCAUGGAGCCCAUCGCAGCCGACGAGAUGGUCAUCGAGUACGUGGGCCAGAACAUCCGCCAGGUGAUCGCGGACAUGCGGGAGAAGCGUUACGAGGACGAAGGCAUUGGCAGCAGCUACAUGUUCCGGGUGGACCACGACACCAUCAUCGACGCCACCAAGUGUGGCAACUUUGCGCGCUUCAUCAACCACAGCUGCAAUCCCAACUGCUACGCCAAGGUGAUCACGGUGGAGUCGCAGAAGAAGAUCGUCAUCUACUCCAAGCAACACAUCAGCGUCAACGAGGAGAUCACCUACGACUACAAGUUCCCCAUCGAGGACGUCAAGAUCCCCUGCCUGUGCGGCUCUGAGAACUGCCGGGGGACACUCAAUUAGGCCCGCCCCACUUCAGGUGCUGUCCCCCACCCCACGUUACCCCGGGGGACCCCCGCACCGGAACGGC